Actinia tenebrosa (Australian red waratah sea anemone) is the source of this 1537-nucleotide messenger RNA. RefSeq names its product trypsin-2. Lineage: Eukaryota; Metazoa; Cnidaria; Anthozoa; Actiniaria; Actiniidae. The record is from RefSeq and is a predicted model, not a curated record. Gene Ontology annotation, biological process: proteolysis. Gene Ontology annotation, molecular function: serine-type endopeptidase activity.
AAUGGUAUAAAAUAACUCUGAGGACUAAAAAAUAUCGGCUUUAGUCAACGGCUUUUGAAUACAGUACUGUCAUGGCGCUGAUGUGGACCAUCUUGAUCUGUUUCGUUGGAGGAGCACUAUCAAAGAGCGUACCUUUGUGCGGAACUCGUCCACACACCAGGAUAAUUGGAGGCCAGGCGGCUCAGCAUGGGGACUGGCCUUGGCAAGCAAUGUUUCGCUUAUACAUUAAAAACCGCUGGCGACAAUGGUGUGGGGGCUCAUUGAUUUCUCCUCAAUGGGUUCUAACAGCAGCGCAUUGUUCUUUUGUUUGGCAAAAAAAGAACAUAAGAGUAAGGUUGGGUGCUUAUAAACGCGAGGGUCACGUGAUGGGAACCGAACAAGAUUUUAAUGUUAGCCGUAUCAUCAACCAUGAAUCAUUCGGGUCACCCGCGAGUUUCGCUCACGAUAUCGCUCUUCUCAAGCUAGACAGGCCAGCAAUAUUGAACAGAUAUGUCCACCCCGUGUGUCUUCCCUGGAACAUCCCAGAAGUACGUCCCGGAAAWACGUGCUACAUCACAGGAUGGGGUGAUACGAGUUUUGCGGGACCAGACGCUGAUGUUCUUCGCCAGGCACAAGUGCCCAUUGUCAAUCAAACUACAUGUGAAAAGUCAUAUCCUAAUAAAACUCAUGGAUCUAUGAUUUGUGCCGGACUCAAGCAAGGGGGAAUUGAUACUUGUCAUGGUGAUUCUGGUGGACCAAUGGAGGUCAGGCAGCACAGCAUGGUGAUUGGCCGUGGCAGGCGAUGCUUCUUGCCCGACGUGGUAAACGAUGGGGACAGUUCUGUGGUUGUUACAGCUUCACAUUGUGUCGAUAAAAAGAAAGCCAAUCAGAUUCAAGUGAGACUUGGUGCUCACAAGCGUAACGGACUCGUAGGUACAGAACAGGACUUCAAAGUCAGCAAGAUUAUUAUGCACGAGUUGUAUGGAUCACCUAUUUCCUACAGUCAUGACAUCGCGUUAUUGAAGCUUGACAAACCAGCAAUUUUCACCACACAUAUUCACCCCGUCUGCCUACCGGCAUCCAUCUCAGAUGUUGCACCGGGAAGCAACUGCUACAUCACUGGAUGGGGAACAACAAGCUCUGGUGGAGCUGCUCCUGAUGUCCUCCAUCAAGCCACAGUACCCAUUGUUAGCCAGGCAGAGUGUCUACGAUCCUAUCCAAAUGAAAUCCAUGACUCGAUGAUUUGUGCUGGACUUCAAGAAGGAGGAGUUGAUGCUUGUCAAGGUGAUUCUGGUGGACCAAUGGUGUGUGAGAAUGGAGGCAGAUUCUACCUUCACGGUGCCACCAGAUGGGGAUACGGAUGUGCUUUUCCUGACAAGUACGGCGUCUACGCACGCGUCAAGUACCUUCACUCAUGGAUCCAGAAAAAAAUGGCCAACAACUAAUUAAACUCAUUAUUCAAUGAACUUCAUCGUAUAUUCUAAGACAAACUAUUGGUAGCUAAACAUGCUUAUUGUCUGUGUUAACAUGGAGCAAUAAAGAUAGCAAUCUAAUCUCA